AAAAAUAUCCAAGACCCUAACAUAUUUACAAAAGUUAGAACCAGCAAGGCUUUGAUCUGGCAAGGUAGUGUCAUCACUAAAACAUAUCUUUUAUAUGCAAGGGACCAAGGUAUCGACUUCAUCUCGUGAUUAUGAUUAAAAAACGAAUGAGGACAGAAAUAAACAAUUCACAUUUUAACAUAUAAGCCACAUCGGUUGUGUUCAAUUGUAAAUAAUUCUUGACUUAUUUAAGAGUCGCAUUCGAACUGAGUAUUGUAUUACUGUAUUGUUUUUAAGAGAAAGCCGACCGUUCUGUUAUGACUCGCUAACCAAAAGUACAAUCGGAGGAACGGAGUUGAUAUCGAGCACUCAUUAUAAUUCUAGAGGAAAGUCUGCGGUUCAUAAAUACCCAAUCGUAUAAAGGAUAACUUCAAAGGACGUCGACAAGUGCAAACAGUAUCAACAUGGCAUCAUUCUACUACAUUGUACAUAGCUGCACAAAUACUCUAGGUGAGAUCUUGUAAUGAUUGUGACACUACUAUAGCCGAAACAAGGAUUCGACAAAGUAUGAAUAGCAUUAACAAUAAAAUAGAUCUGGGAUCCAUCUUGAUAGAACAACUCCAAAUCGGAAAAUUAGGAUUACAAUAAUUAAGAAAUACAAUUGCAAGAAAUCGUAUGAUGUAAAUGAUCAAAAACAGAAAAUAAUUAUUAAUGCAGACUGAAUGAAGUGGAAAGUAUAAAAGGGUAUAUAUUUUCAAAAGGACAAUAUGGGUAGAAAUGAUUUCAGCGAUUCGACAAAACUGUUAGACAAUGAUUUACCACCACAUGGUCAAGCCAAACGAAAUGGUACGAUCAAGCAGAACGGCACAUACACUAGAGACAUUCAGCCAUAUACAUCUUCCGUUGGUAGUGGUACAUUCAGCACAGGAGGAACAGCUAGUGAUCAUUUUGAACUUCCACGAACCAAGAUGGUUCAGGGAUGCUGUGGGAAGGUGUUUAAACAUGGCUACUGGGAUGAGUUCAAAGAGGUCCUUAAGCUAGCCUGGCCUGUAAUAAUUACUCAGCUAUGGCAAAUGUUGAUUGCCCCCAUCAGCCUUGUAUUCUGUGGACACUUAGGCAAGAUAGAACUUGAUGCAGUAGCUCUGGCUAAUACCAUGAUCAAUGUGUUUGGUAUAUCAAUAGGAACAGGUCUGGCCACUGCAUGUGACACUCUCUUUUCACAGGCCUAUGGAGGAAAUAAUAAGAAAAUGGUUGGGGUUUACUUACAAAGAAGCUUGUUGAUGAUAUUUCUCGGUGCAGUGGUCUUGGUCCCGCUUCAUCUUAACGCCGAGGGCUUAUUACGUGCUAUUGGGCAGGAUCACCAAGUUGCUAAGGGUGCAGGAGAGUACCUAUUAAUCUUUAUACCCGGACUUUUUAUAAACUUUCUCUACCAAGUCAUAACAAAAUACCUUCAGAAUCAGAACAUUGUAUUUCCAUCACUAUUUAUUGGAGCGAUCGCUAAUGUCGUCAAUGCCGUACUGCACUAUGUUGUCAUUUAUGUGUGGAAUUUUGGCAUACAGGGUUCAGCCGUGGUGCAAGUGAUCUCAUAUGGAACGAUGCUGCUACUUCACAUCAUCUAUAUACUUGUCAGCAAAAUCUAUGUGGAGACAUGGGGAGGAUGGACACUCGAUGCUUUUCAACAUUGGGGGACAUACAUGAAGCUUGCUAUACCUGGCAUGUUGAUGAUCUGUAUUGAAUGGUGGAGCUUUGAGAUUGGUACAUUCCUCACCGGUUUAUUAGGAGGGAGUGAUCUUGGUGCGCAGUCCAUAUGCUUCCAAAUAGACUACAUGGGGUAUAUGAUUCCCCUCGGCUUAGGCAUAGCAUGCAGUAUACGGGUGGGACAAUACUUAGGGUCUGAUCUCCCGUCUUACGCUGUACAAAGCUUCAGGGUUUGCACUACCAUGGUUUGGGUUUGUUCCAUAACAGUCGGUCUCAUAUUUGUGUCGCUACGCUUCUACAUUCCAAGGGCUUUCACGGAUGAUAAUGACGUCAUAGAGAUAUCUGCUAACUUGCUGCCAAUUAUUGCCCUUUAUCAGUUUUUCGACGGCAACUGUGCUGUUGCUCAAGGAGCUAUACGAGGAUCAGGAAGGCAGCUACCAGGGGCAAUAGCAAUGUUUAUAGGCUACUAUAUCAUAGCUCUACCUAUAGGAAUACCACUCAUGUUCCUUACUAAUUUAAGGGCGGCAGGUCUGUGGUGGGGGUUGACGCUAGGUCUUAUUCUUGUAUCCAGUACUCUAGUCUUGAUAGUAUGCUUCACUAACUGGGACAAUGCCGCAAAACAGGCGCAGGAGAGAGGAGGUGUGAUGACAGACGAUGACACAAUGUACAACCAAACAACAAUACUGGACACCGAUAAAUCAUCUGAAACUACAGCACUACUAAGUAACAAAGAAAGAAGCUUUGAGCAGAGUGGCAACUCCAUCAGGUCAAACAGACUCAAUAGACAAUUCUCAACUUCAUACACUGUAGAGAAUGCACCAAUUGAUUUAGAAAAACUUGAACAUACUGGUGAACUCACGAACGCUGCAUUGUUGUGUCGAAGAGGGAUAACAGUGCUUAUAUGUCUGUUUAUAGUCGGUAUAGGAGUGCUCAUUAGACUUGUUGUCAAAUACCCGGAGGAAUUGACUAUGUUAUGUGUACCAUGGGAUGGCAAAGGACCUUUACCUAACACGACAAUGCCAAUAUGUAAUGUUACCAUGGAGACGACCACUAUAUUUCCAAAUAUGACAAAAAUGGUGACUUAAGGAUUUGUCCCCAUUUAUCAACAAUGAAAUUAUACAAAUAACAUGAUUGGAGUGAGUGGCGUCUUGCAGUAAAGGUGUUAACAUUGGGGAAAACUUGACUGUUUUUUGUGAUUAGACAUAUUACUUAAAAUGUUUUUAUUUUGAAAUAUAACAAACCGUUGUACACGAUGAAAUGGAAUUGUUUGAAACUAUCCAGUUGAGCCUGCAUAUAAUGUUGUGUUGCAAGCAGUCAGAAUAUUAUCAAAAACAUUAUUCAGUUUUAUGUAUUUGAUUUUCCGGAACAUGUAUAUACCUUAUAAGAUAUUGGUAUUAAAGUUUGACAUUUCUUUAGUUUAAUCUAUUUGAUGUUGAAUAAAGAAACAUCUAAGAAUAGUACUAACAUGAAGAAACAACCCCCAAUACCCAGACUUUGAUGAAGAAGUUAUUACAAUACAUGUAUAUGUAGAAUUAGAAAAAUAAACUAAGAAUGCCUUCUAA
This is a messenger RNA of Owenia fusiformis, 3239 nucleotides long. The record is from the annotation of a GenBank genome assembly. Lineage: Eukaryota; Metazoa; Annelida; Polychaeta; Sabellida; Oweniidae.